Molecule: messenger RNA, 642 nt
Organism: Lasiosphaeria miniovina
Lineage: Eukaryota; Fungi; Ascomycota; Sordariomycetes; Sordariales; Lasiosphaeriaceae
Exons: 1
Coding region: 277-507 (76 amino acids)
Source: RefSeq, a predicted model, not a curated record
CUGAAGUGGAUUCUGUGUUCCUCGCCCCCCAAUUCCAACAACUUCCCUGCGACAAGUUCUACCUCACUAAUCCCAUUCCCUCACAUAAUCAUGUGUAACUACAUCACCUAUGAUGCCAAGUACAGAGUGUACCGCAGACCCCAAACACCUCAACUCAAUCACCAAAUAUGACAAGUACCCCAAAGCCAAACAGGAGGGCUAUGCUUGCAUCGAUGCUACGCGUGCCGAGGCCUUGAGCGGCAAGGUUAUUCAGUUCAGAAUCUCUCCGCAACCUUAAUGACCUUCUCGGGGUCCUUCAAGCGUUUCUCUCUGGUCUUGCUGAUAGGUUUAAUUAGCAUGCAUCUUCCGGAUAGAUAUAGGCUAAAGGGCGGCUCCCGACAGAACAGAGAGGGAAGGAAAGGGAAUGGGGGCGCUGGGCGCCGAAACGAGCAUUUAAUGCUCGUACCCUCGAUACCGGCAUAUCUGCAAUUAAUUUUUGGAUUUGAUUGCAGGUGUUCUGUUUUAUAAAUGUGCCAGUGUUGGGUCGCGCGACCCCAAGCAAAUGCUCACCUCUAGCAUCAACCAAAGCUUGCUUGAAGCAGCGAUGGUGCAGGGUGAGCUACCAGCACAAUUUCCCCCUCCGUGGGGCCCCAGUUCUCAGAG